ACAGGACGGCGUUGUGACGACCUCACGUCCGCCGGAAGUGUCCGCAGGAGAGCCUGGAAGCCGGCUCACCUUCGCGCCCGUGGUGUCCUGAGCUUCGCGAUUUGAGCAGGAGCCGCCACUCUUCCUACCAGGAUCAUGGUGUUCUACUUCACCAGCUGCAGUGCUAAUUCAUCAACUUACACUAUUUACAUGGGAAAGGAUAAAUAUGAAAAUGAAGAUUUGAUAAAGUAUGGCUGGCCUGAAGAUAUUUGGUUUCACGUGGACAAACUCUCUUCAGCUCAUGUAUACCUUCGAUUACAAAAGGGAGAGAAGAUCGACGACAUUCCAAAGGAGGUUCUGAUGGACUGUGCCCACCUUGUGAAGGCCAACAGCAUUCAAGGCUGCAAGAUGAACAACGUUAAUGUGGUCUACACGCCAUGGUCUAACCUGAAGAAAACAGCCGAUAUGGAUGUGGGGCAGAUAGGCUUUCACAGGCAGAAGGAUGUAAAGAUCGUGACAGUGGAGAAGAAAGUGAAUGAAAUCUUGAACCGAUUAGAAAAGACCAAAUUGGAGAAGUUUCCAGACCUAGCAGCAGAGAAAGAAGGCAGAGACCGUGAAGAGAGGAAUGAGAAAAAAGCCCAGAUCCAGGAAAUGAAAAGGAGAGAGAAAGAAGAAAUGAAGAAGAAAAGGGAAAUGGAUGAACUUAGGAGCUACUCGUCACUAAUGAAAGUUGAGAAUAUGUCUUCAAAUCAAGACGGUAAUGAUUCUGAUGAGUUCAUGUGAACUGAGCAAAGGCCCCUGGGAAGACACGAAUGUGCAGACAUUACAGAUCUUUGGAUUUCAUCUAUGCUCUGAAUUACAGCAGAAGCCAACCAACCAAAACUCUACCUUCAUUCUACAUAGACAUCGUUCAUUUUUGGAGUUAAAAAAAAAAGUCAUUCUUUUUGCUGAUGGAAAGAACAGAUGUAUACUAUAGCUGAACUUGAAGAGAACGUAUAACUUUAGGAAGAGGAAAAUAUUUUUUGCAGAACGUACAUCAGUACCUCACAGAGGCUGACUGCCUCUGUCCUUGAGAUAGACAUUCAAGCAGACCAGCUCUGGAAGGUUUCUGUGGCUGUGGUCUGUCCUGGAGUCAGACGUCAUGAAAUGCGCUUCCUCCUUCUAAAAUGUCUCUAUUUCUGUUAAGUAGACUAUUGGUGGUUUACUCAGGCCAGGCUCCCCUGAUGAUUUCCUCAUGGAAGAAAGGCAUAUGGGUUCUGAAGACAGUAGCAGGACUUACUUAAGCUGGCUUUCAAUAUUGACAAGUUCUUUCUUGCUGGUGUCAGAGUAGCUGGCGCAGCUCGUAGCUUAUUCUGGGGUUUUAUGUUCUCGCUCCUCAAGGUGAGGGCCCCCUCAAGGUGAGGGCCCCCAUCUUAGCAUCAUACUUAGACAGUUGGUCCUAACCAAGUUUGAGAACUGGUCGCCUGAACCACAGGUGACCCAAGCCCCAGAUGUGACAACUAGGCUCCGAAGUCACUUCUCUGUGUGGAGGGAGACAGGAGGGGCGGCUCUGCCAGUAGUAACACAGAUUGCCUCAUUUUGUCUUGACUGUAUCAUGAAACAAAAGUCCACAGUGGGUUGCAAGUUUUAGAAAGAAUCGCGCAUUUUUCCUAACCGGCUAAGUCAUCUAUUUCCUUACUUUGAAAUAAUAUUUAUGUUGGAUUGUAACCCCAGAAUUGUAGGCUCAGUGAUUUCACAUGUAGCGCUGUAUUGGUCUGAGCCACCUGCUCCCCAGUAGAAGCCUUCUUAGUGCAGUGUUUAAGGGAACCCCUGCAGAGACAGCAGGACAGUGAGAAGAAGAGCAAAGCCUGCAGGGUCAUGAGUGGCGUGCAUAUCCAUAUUUUAACAUAACACACAGUGCCCACAACACUAGUGUGCUGAGCCAGCAGAAAUGCUUUCUUCACGGACAAAGGCAAAACCAGAAGACCCGUGAUCCCUGGUGUUCCAAGUUCAGUAUGUGUUGAACUGGACAAUUCCCUGAGGCAUAACUCAUUAGCCAAAUUUGAAGGGUAUGGAAGUCAGUGCCAGAGCUAUGUAAGAGAGAGAGAGAAAGAGGGAGUGAGUGUGUAUAUGUGUGUGUGUGUUACUUAGAUUGGAGUUCUGUGAUUUAAAAAUAUAAUAAAAGUAUCACUUUUUAUCAGAAAAGACACAUAUAUGAAUUCUUAGAACUUGUAUUCUAUUAAAAAAAAAAAAAAAGCAGACUCCACAUCCCAGCUGGUUUGAGGCUAAUUGUGCUAUAAAACUCAUUUAUCAGCCAGGUGCGGUGACACAUAACUGUAAUCCCAGCACUCAGGAGGCAGAGGCAGGUGGAUCUCUGUGAGUUCAAGGCCAGCCUGGUCUACCAAAUCCCUGAGUCCAGGACAGCCAAGGCUACACCAAGAAACCCUGUCUCCAAAAACAAAACCAAAUGCAUUUAUCGUAAGUUCUGUCUAUGAACUUAAGUCUUACGCAUUCGAGGUACGCAUUGGGCCACACCC
Molecule: messenger RNA, 2495 nt
Organism: Acomys russatus (golden spiny mouse)
Lineage: Eukaryota; Metazoa; Chordata; Mammalia; Rodentia; Muridae
Gene: Ccdc25
Product: coiled-coil domain containing 25
Exons: 10
Coding region: 136-762 (208 amino acids)
Source: RefSeq, a predicted model, not a curated record